Messenger RNA from Lagopus leucura (white-tailed ptarmigan), 946 nucleotides. Its product is annotated as von Willebrand factor D and EGF domain-containing protein-like. The coding region runs from base 1 to 645 and encodes 214 amino acids. Gene Ontology annotation, molecular function: signaling receptor binding. Gene Ontology annotation, biological process: anatomical structure development. Gene Ontology annotation, cellular component: cell surface; extracellular region. NCBI's taxonomy places the organism in Eukaryota, Metazoa, Chordata, Aves, Galliformes, Phasianidae. The transcript is spliced from 5 exons. The record is from RefSeq and is a predicted model, not a curated record.
AUGGCACGGCGGGCCGGGGGCCGCGGGGGGCCCCGCCUGCUGCUGGGGCUGUGGCUAGUGCUGUGUGGGAUGCGGGGCGGCAGCGCCCAGUACCCGCAGUACUCCCGCGGGGCGGGCCGGUCCCUCAGCUGGGGCCCGGCGGCGGCCUGCAGCCCUCGCUGCCUGCACGGCGGGCUGUGCCUCGGCAACGGCACCUGCCUCUGCUCCAAGGGCUACGAGGGCGAGCUCUGCCAGCACGCAACAUGUUAUCCAAAAUGCAAAAAUGGUGGAGAGUGCCUGAGACCUGGAAAAUGCCGAUGUCCACCUGGCUAUGGGGGCAGAUACUGUCAUAAGGUAAGCUGUGAAGGAGGCUGUCAAAAUGGCGGGGAAUGCAUCUCUGUCAAUGGGGUUGUGAAGUGCCUUUGUGCUUCUGGCUGGACAGGAUCAAGGUGCCAGGAAGCAAUUUGCCCUCAAGGUUGCCGGAAUAAUGGAGCUUGUGUUGCUCCUGGGAUUUGUAGCUGUCCAGCUGGAUGGGUCGGUGGAGCAUGUCACUUAGCUGUAUGUAAACUACCUUGUCAACAUGGAGGAAAAUGCAUAGCUCCGAACGUGUGCAGAUGUCGACUGCCCUACUCUGGUCUACAGUGCACAAAGAAAAGAAAGGAAUGAAACAGCUUCAGCAAAGAUAAGCUGUAAUUUCUUGUAACUCUUCAUGCAGAGAUAAAAUCUGAGGGAAGAGAUAGGGAGGAACUUAAGUGGUAAUUAGUUGAAGUCAGGUAGCUUUUUGUCUUUAGUAUUCUGAGUAAAUUCAUUUCUCUAUGGAAAGAGAAGUAUUGCUGAUAGUAAUAAAGCUGUUAAAAAUAUCCAACUGUGUGUAGUGUAUGAUGCACUCUACUGUAUGUGUAGUAUAUGUUUUUCUGCUGUUCUCACUUUUCUUCGUAAGCAGAGCUAUUAUGUCGUGGUUGAUAGA